GCAGUAGGCGUUCACUUCAGCUUCCGUCCGCAGACCCGGUUGAAGCCGAGCCUAACCAGGAGAGAGACAUGAGCGCAAACCUGUAAUGGUCUCUGGUCACCUUCAUCAUGUUCACCUGUCUGUCCGUCUCUGUGCUCAUCCUCUACCUACAAACCCGUACAGUGUUUUCAGAGCUGGCUCCUCCUCAUAACGUCUCCAUGGUGACCAUGAACACAAACUACACUCUGACCUGGGACUAUGACCGGAAUGCUAUAGGCGUUACCUUCAGCACAGAAUGCAUACUGAGGUCCAAGCUGGGCUCAAAGAGGGGUGUCAAGUGGCAGCCAGCCUGUGAGGAGUCACUGCGCAGGUCAUGUGAUCUUACACCUCUGGACCUGCACUACCUGGGCAUCUACAUCCUGAGAGUCCGAGCCAACACCAAUGGGAGCCAAUCAGAGUGGGUGAUGAGGGAGUUCUGCCCGGAUACAGAGGGGUCUCUUGGCCCUCCGUCCUCUGUGGAUCUGUCUCCAGCAGGAAGUGACCUGGACGUCUUCAUCUCCGACCCUCUGACCAGCAGGAACACCUCCAUGAGGGAACACCUGAAAGACCUGGGAAACCUGUACUACUACAUCCUAUAUUGGGAGAAAUCUGAGGAUGCAACGGCGGUGAGGCAUCACUCAGUAAGCAGCAGUGUGAACAUGGUCACCCUACCCGGUCUGAAGGCCUGGACCUGGUACUGUGUGAGCAUCCAGACACGCUAUGACUUCUACAACAAGAGCAGCAGCUUCACUGCCCCACUCUGCAUGCAGACCCAAGGCACUCUUCCCUGGUGGCAGAUCUUCCUCUUCUUUCUGGCAUCUCUGCUCUUCUUUUUUGUCCUUGUCUUGUUGUCUCUCGUCAUCUUCUUCCGGUGUUACCGAACAAUAAAGAACACACUGUACCCGUCCAUCACACUGCCGCCACACCUCAAACAGUACCUUCAGGAUUCCCCGGGCUCUGAUGUGCCCCGUCUCCUCACCCCAGACUCAGAGAGUGAACAUCUGUGUAAGGUCACCAUCUGCCCUGAACCCCCAGUCCUGGAGAUCCACUGGCCUCCAGCAGAGGCCCUUGAGGAGCCCACCCCUGGCCAUGAGCCCGACAUCAGACACAUUCGUCAGGACAGCGGCGGUAGCGAAGACUCAGGUGUUUACUCUUCGGGGGGCAGUUCUUCUCUCAGGCCCCACCCCUCCCUGUCAGGUGAGGGGGGCGGCAAUUUCUGUCAAGACACUUUUGACCCUCAACAGGUGAGGAUGAGGGACAUGACCCCGAGGGUCAAAGUUCAGCUGGUGACCAGUGACAGUGGCGUAAUGGAUGUGAGGUUGUAGAGAUGGAGUAGCAUGUUGACUGUGGAUCGGAGAGGCAUGCUCCUGAUGUCACCUCUCAGCCUGUCAGCAAUCAACAGCUGAUCCGUGGAACGGUAUAACAGUUCAUUUUGUUUCCUUCCUAUUGAAAUUCCGCCUGUUUGAAUUUGUAAUGAUGCUCGUUUUAGACUGAUGCAGACACGCGUCCACCUGACUCAGACUGUUAGACACGCCUCCACCUGAGUCAGACUUUUAGACACGCCUCCACCUUACUCAGACUCUCAGACAUGCAUCCACCUUACUCAGAGCAUCAAAUGCGAGUUCAUGCUCCCACAUAUGAUUCUUAUAGAAUCUUGGAUGCCUCUUCAUGUACUCUUUGUUUUUUUUUCACCCUUUUUAUAUGAACAUAUGUUUGUAUCCUUUUUUAGUGCUGUGAUGUCAUUACACUAAGUUAUUAACUUUUAUUGUAAAAAAAAUAUCAACAACCUGUCCGUCACCACUAAAACUAAAACCCAGAAGGCCAACUCAUUGAUGUUUGAGUAUCAGUGAUGGAAAUUUGAAGAAUUUGCUGAAGCCGAAAAGGAGUACGCAUUUCCUCUCUUCUCACAUUUCACCCACCUGUCCUGAUGUUGCCAAUGUUUGUCUGCAAUUUAGACCAUAGUGGUGGUUUACUCCUGUGAGGUAAGAACAAAAAAAAAAAACAUCCAGACUGAGCAGACCACGGUGAGGAGCGGAUUGUAGCAGAUCGACAUAUCAGUGUCCUCUGCUUCUCUCAUAGCGAGAGGAAAAAAAACAUUCACCUGUGAUGUGACAUUGAGACUGAGUGAACUUUAAUAACCUUUAUUAACCCUGUCACAGAACAAACAGCCUCAAACAAUUAUUGAUUAUUGAUUAUUAUUAUUAAUAAUGUAUGACCCACUGAGGGUUGGUUGGAUGUCUGUGUUGCCUCAUCAUGUUGUACAGUCUGAAAAUGUAAAUAUUGAUGUUCUGCUGCAGCAGCUCUGGUUUAAAUGAAAACAUUAAAAAGUCAAAAUAAAAAUAUCAAACCUG
This is a messenger RNA of Cheilinus undulatus (humphead wrasse), 2369 nucleotides long. Its product is annotated as interferon alpha/beta receptor 1b-like. The record is from RefSeq and is a predicted model, not a curated record. NCBI's taxonomy places the organism in Eukaryota, Metazoa, Chordata, Actinopteri, Labriformes, Labridae. Gene Ontology annotation, molecular function: interferon receptor activity; protein binding. The transcript is spliced from 8 exons. The coding region runs from base 108 to 1343 and encodes 411 amino acids.